Messenger RNA from Periophthalmus magnuspinnatus, 9939 nucleotides. RefSeq names its product protocadherin-16-like. Bases 74 to 9892 code for a protein of 3272 amino acids. The transcript has 21 exons. Gene Ontology annotation, cellular component: plasma membrane. Gene Ontology annotation, biological process: homophilic cell-cell adhesion. Gene Ontology annotation, molecular function: calcium ion binding. The record is from RefSeq and is a predicted model, not a curated record. NCBI's taxonomy places the organism in Eukaryota, Metazoa, Chordata, Actinopteri, Gobiiformes, Gobiidae.
CUUUGAUAAACGUGGAAUUGGUUUUGCAGAGUACGAGUGGAACGUAUAAAUGUUUUAAAAUCAAGGAGCUGAUAUGAAGAGAGCUGCCAGGGCUUGUGGGAUGAUGGCUCCUUUACACCGAAGUUUGUGGCGAAGAAGUUGGAUGCUACUGGUGUACGUGGGCAUGGAAAUGCUAACGCUAAACGUCCCAGUUGCCAUGGGAACCCUCGAGCUUCAGCUGGACGAGGAACAGCCAGCGAGCACAAUCGUGGGUGACAUUAGUGCGGGACUACCACCAGGGGUCACUGCAUCUUUAUACUUUAUUUCGGAUCACGAAGGGACGGGCGUCAGUACCGAUCUGGACAUUGAUGAAAGUACUGGGAUUAUCAAAACUGCAAAAGUUCUUGAUCGUGAGCUUCGAGAUCGCUACAAUUUUAUUGCAGUUACUAUGACAGGUGUGACGGUGGAAGUUACCAUUAAGGUGAAUGAUAUAAAUGACCAUGCACCAACAUUCCAGAAGAAACGCUCCACUUUUACCAUCGCGGAGCAAACGGCUAUUGGGACGAGAUUUCCGAUUGAGCCAGCUCUUGAUGCGGAUAGGGGCCAGCUGACUACGCAAGGCUACCUAAUCAAAGAUGGCAACUUUGCACAAGCUUUCACCUUAGAAACCAGAAGAGGAAGCAAUGAGGUCCUCUAUCUAGAUUUGGUCGUUAAUGUGAUUCUUGACAGAGAGAAACGUGCCACCUAUACGUUAUCCUUAGAAGCAUUCGAUGGUGGUUCCCCAAAAAGAACAGAUCAGAUGAUUUUGGAUAUUACCAUUCAAGAUAUCAACGACAAUGCUCCCGUUUUCAACCAGAGCCGCUACCAUGCCAUAAUAUCGGAGAACCUACAACCAGGAAGCAACAUCUUACAGGUUUUUGCGACCGAUGCAGAUGAAGGAAGCAACAGCUUGGUUUUGUAUGAAAUUAACAGACGACAAAGUGACCCUGAUCGUUAUUUUGUCAUCAAUCCACUAUCUGGAAUUAUAACUCUUAACAAAGCAUUGGAUUUUGAAAUGAGAAGAGUUCAUGAGCUGGUUGUUCAAGCUCAAGACAACGCAACACAGCCUGAGGUAACCAAUGCUUUUGUGACAAUACAUGUUCGUGAUUACAACGACAACCAACCUACGAUGACCAUAAUUUUUCUUAGCGAGGAUGGGUCUCCAAGGAUAUCGGAAGGUGCUCAACCUGGACAGUACGUUGCUAGAAUUUCUGUAACUGACCCCGAUUAUGGGGAGUACGCUAACGUCAAUGUCUCCCUUGAAGGCGGAGAUGGCAAAUUUGGAUUGACGACCAAGGAUAGCAUUAUUUAUCUGAUGUGUGUCGACCAAAUUUUAGAUCGGGAAGAACGAGACAGAUAUGAACUUAGGGUUACAGCAACGGAUGCAGGAACUCCACCGCUAAGAGCUGAAUCUUCUUUUACCAUCCAGAUUAUAGAUGUCAAUGAUAACCCUCCAUUGUUUGACCAACCAGUUUAUCGUCAAACAAUACCCGAAGUUGUUUUUCCAGGAAGCUUUGUCUUACAAGUUACAGCAAGGGACAAAGACCAAGGACCAAAUGGUGAUAUCAGUUACAGCAUCUUGCAAGACCCAGAUUGCUAUGCUAGCUGGUUUAACAUAGACUCCAGUACUGGAAUUAUAACCACGCUUUCUCAGUUGGAUUAUGAAAAAAACCCCAACCCGAGUAUAACUGUCCUGGCAACAGAUGGAGGCAAACCGCCGCUGUCUUCCACUGCGGUCGUCAACAUCAACCUACAGGAUAUUAAUGAUAAUGAACCCGCUUUUGACAAGAACUCCUACAACGUGUCUGUCAAGGAAGAUGCGGCGCCAGGGACAUGCAUUCUAGAGGUAACAGCCACAGACGCAGACACCGGUUCCUUUGGCUCCCUCUCAUACUCCCUCAGCCCCAGCUUUCCUCUCUUCAGUAUUCACAAAAGUAGAGGUCAGAUCUGCACCACGGCGGCUCUGGACCGAGACCAGGGUCCCACCAGCUACGACCUCACAGUGACUGCAGUGGAUGGGGGCGGACUGAGCGCGUUGGCUUAUGUGAGGGUGGAUGUGGGUGACAUCAACGACAACACACCAAUCUUCUAUCCCCUGAUGUACGCGGUCAGUCUGAGCACCCAGAGCACCCCAGGGACCUCUGUGCUAAGAGUGACAGCACAUGACCCCGAUUCAGGCGAGCACGGGCGGGUCACCUACAGGACAGUACCAGGAGGGGCAUCGCCGUACUUUACUCUGAACAAAGAUACAGGUGUCAUCUCCCUAUCACGCUCUGUCUAUGGGAAGGCCAACUCUGUCAUCGCCAUGGUGAUCUCGGCACAGGACGGAGGGGGUCUACAGGCCCCUGUGCACGCACGGGUCAACAUCAGUGUGGUGGCAGGCCUGGUGGAGCCCCCUGUCUUCCAGCAGGCACAGUACUACUUCACUGUGUCCGAGGACGUGCUCCGAGGGACUGUGGUGGGGGUAGUACAGGCAAGCACUAAGACAGGUACUUCUAAAGACAUCUCCUACACCAUCAGCUCUGGAGACCCUGCAGGCUACUUCACUGUGGACCCUGACACCGGAGCUCUGAGAACCAACCGCUCCUUGGACCAUGAAGCACAGCCGUCUUCAGACCUAGAAGUCCAGGCUCGGAGCGGCACCCCCCCCGCCUUCGGACAAACACGAGUCCACAUCACCAUCUCCGAUGUCAACGACAACCCUCCCAACUUCCUCGCCUCCUCUUCUGAAUCCUUACUCCUAUCGGAACACACUGAAAUUGGAUCUGUCGUGUACUGCAUCCUUGCUGAAGAUUUGGACUCAGGCAUUAACGGGCAUAUCACUUUUGAGCUUGCAUCGCCGGUUGGAAUACAAAGAACAUUUAGCUUGGACCGUGGAACUGGCGAAAUCCGAUUGGUUGGGAGUUUAAAUUUCGAAAAAAUCCCGCGUUACGAUCUACAAGUUGUCGCCAAGGACAACGGAGUCCCCCAACUUAGUGCGACAUUCAUGCUAUUGGUGCACGUGCAAGCCGAGAACAAUCAUGGACCCGUUUUCGACACACUAACGUACCGCGUCGAGUUAAAGGAAGGAACACCAAUCAACACGCGCUUUUUACAAGUUCGGGCGCUAAAUCGGGAAAGUCCAAGCUCCAGUUUUUACAGUCUGUUGUCAUACCACUUGCGACCAGACAGAGACGCUGCCAGAUUUGGAAUAGCAGCAGACAGCGGGUGGUUGUUUGUCAAAAGUGCAAUAGAUAGGGAGGUUAAAGAUAUGUUCUUGCUAACGGUGUUAGCCAGCACAGGGCAAGGAUACAUGAAGAAGACUGGGAGUGCUACUGUGAGGAUAUCGGUGAUGGAUGAGAAUGAUAAUUCACCGAAGUUCACCCAGGAGAGAGUCUUCAUGGCAGUGAGGGAGAAUCUGCCGGCUGGGUCAGGGUUUGGUCAUGUGAGUGCUACAGACCGCGACAGUGGGGCUAACGGACGGCUAAGCUUUCGGCUCAUGCACCCGGACAGAAACUUCCAGAUCAACCCCCAUACAGGUGAGGUGAGCACCAGGACCAGUCUGGACCGUGAGCAGCAGUCCAGUUACCAGCUGCUGGUGGUGGUCCAAGAUGGAGGCUCACCAGCCCGCAGUGCCACUGGGACCACUUUCAUUACCAUACUGGACGAAAACGACCAUGCCCCCUCCUUCACCCACAGCCAAUCAGGGAAGAGCCUCGUCAUACAGGUCACAGAGGGCCAGGCACCCGGAGCUUUACUGGGCACACUCCAAGCCAAAGACCCUGAUGAAGGAGAAAAUGGAACUAUCUUCUACUCUUUGUCAGGUCCCAGAGCUGAACGAUUCUCCCUGCACCCCUCCACGGGUGAGCUGCUCUCCUCCUCUCCUUUGCUCCAUGGCGACCGCUCUGAGUACAGUCUAACUGCUACUGCUACAGACAAUGGCAGCCCUGCUCUCAGCUCAACCUGUCUUAUCCUUAUACAGAUUCUAAGCUCCAACAGACCUUCUGUGAAAAGCUCCUACUCCUUAACUUUCAACUCUGUGGAGGAGACCAAACCUGGAUCAGUCAUCGGCACAGUCCGCCUUCCCGACCAGGACACCCCCCCGUUACAGGGUGAAGUCACCUAUACCCUGGUUGGAGGUACUGACCACAAUGGAACCUUCAUGUUGGACCGCCUCACCGGAGACGUCUACCUAGCCCGACCAUUGGACUAUGAACUUGACCCGCGAUACACUUUACAAAUCAAAGUCGACGAUUUCUCUCAAGCCCUGCCCACUAGUACCGUGGUCCAAUUGGAUAUCAACAUCGAAGACAGCAAUGACCACGUCCCCAAGUUUCCAGAAGAUCCAAUUACGAUUGUUGUAUCGGAAAACGCAAAAGUUGGGUCAUCAAUUUAUACCUUUCAAGCCGUUGACAAAGAUGGAAGUGGACCGAAUAGUGAUCUUAGCUAUUCCAUUCUUCACCAGUGGCCCAACAAUUUACUCCAUCUUGAUGCAUCUUCUGGUGUUCUCUACCUCAGCCAAGAACUUGACAGAGAAGUGACCUCAAAUUUGGUCUUGGUAGUGAAAGCUACCGACCAAGCAACCAACAUUACCCAAAGGAGAUGGGGGUCAGUGACGGUAAGGGUGUAUGUUACAGAUGAAAACGAUAACGCACCAGUCUUUAGCUCCCCAAACGCAGUCAUUGUGAUGGAGGACCAGCCUGUGGGAUUUGUGGUGCUCUACGUGAUGGCCAGGGAUCCAGACCAGGGGGACAACGGCAGGGUCAGCUACAGUAUCCAGGACGGCAACUCUGGAGGGAUGUUUAGCCUCAACCCCAGUACUGGCACGCUGUCUAUUUCCAAAGCUCUGGACCGUGAGGAGCAGGACUUGUUCAACCUGACCGUGACCGCCGAGGAUCAUGGGAUACCUCCACGGCUCUCCACCCAGACCCUGUGUGUGCACGUGGUAGACGUUAAUGAUGAGGUGCCCUGGUUUGAAGAGAGUCACUACGAGGCCCGUGUGCCAGAGAACCAGCCUGCAGGCACCAGUAUUCUGUCUGUGUCUGCCACUGACCUUGACCUGGGCACCAAUGCACAAGUGAUGUAUGGGGGCAUUUCAGAGGACUUAUUCAGGAUCGAUCCACUCACCGGAGUCAUCAGCACCACCAAGAGUCUGGACAGGGAACUACAGGAAGUCCACACCCUAACAGUGUAUGCUAAAGAUGGUGGCCUGCCCCCUAACUUUGCCAAAGCCACUGUGAAGGUCCACGUGCAGGAUGAGAAUGACCACACUCCAGUGUUUGGACGCCUCUUCUACAGCCUCGAGGUCCCAGAGAACAUGGAGCCCCAGCCCCUGUUCACUCUGAGGGCCACUGACCAGGACGCAGGUCCCAGCGGACACAUCAGCUAUAGGGUCAUAGCUGGAGACCCAUAUGGAGACUUCCACCUGAGCCUCCUCUCUGGGGUCCUGUCUACCUCUCGGCCCCUGGAUCGCGAGCACAAAGCUGGCUACACUCUCACUGUGUCUGCAUCGGACCAAGGCUCCCCUCCCCUCACCUCCACCGUCUCUGUGGAGAUCACCAUCCUGGACAUCAAUGAUCACAGCCCCCAAUUCCAGAGCCCCUCCUACACCGCCGAUAUCUCUGAAGAUGUACCCAUUGGUUCACUAGUCGUCGAUGUGAAAGCAGUAGACCUUGACCAAGGCGUUAACAGCCAAAUUGUGUACUUUCUAAGCCAAGGAUCUAAGAGCAUGUUUAUCAUUGACCAGAAUACAGGUCGCAUCAUCACUGCAGCGCCGUUGGAUCGUGAAAAAGUUGCUUCGUACAGUUUUGAUGUCUAUGCUAUUGACUCUUCGCCGGCAAAUCCGCGAAACUCCACAGCGCAAGUUACGGUUUAUAUCCAAGAUGUAAAUGACAACGCCCCAUACUUCAUCCAAGAUCCACUCAUACUAAACAUUUCAGUCAAUAGCAUGUCAAAUCGUCGAGUUUUAGCGACCAUGAAAGCGGAAGAUAAGGAUUUUGGUGCAAAUGGUUCAGUUUUUUACCGUUUUGCCAAUCCAGUAAGGGGGCUCACUAUAAAUUCACUGACAGGAGAUAUCCAAGUGACGGAGAAGUUGCAAGGGUUGACGCAGAGCCAAAGAACGCUGAUAGUACAAGCCAUGGACCAGGGCAAUCCAGCGCAGUCUUCGCUCGGAGUGGUGGUUGUCUACUUCAGAGAGCAGGAGUACACGGGGAUAAAGUUCUCAAGGAGUGCGAGGGAUGUCAGUCUGCAAGAGAACGCAGCUCAAGGCACAGUGGUAACCCAGACUCAGGCCCAGUAUCCAGACGGCUCCCAGACUGGCAUCAGCUACAGCCUGUUCAGUGGCAACCAGAUGAGCUCUUUUGGGAUCAACCCUAUCACAGGGGAGAUCUGGGUGCAGAAAUCCGAGGGCCUGGACUUCGAGGAGAGCCCUAGACUCCGCCUAGUGGUAAAAGCAGAGACUGCAUCCUCCAGCUCAUACAUGGCGGUGAACCUGAUCUUGGAGGAUGUCAAUGACAACCUACCGCGUUUCCACCUCCAGAACUAUGUGGCCUACAUCAGAGAGGCACAGGGAUAUGACUUCCCCAUUAUACAGGUGUCUGCAGAAGAUCUAGACCAGAGUCAGAACGCUCAGGUGACCUACUCCCUCCGCUCCUCGUCCAUGAGCGCUCUGUUUAAGAUCGACCCAGUGACAGGCAGCAUCAGCACUGCCGCCAUCAUGGACCGCGAGAUCUGGACUCAGACCAAACUGGUUGUCACGGCAAUGGACCGAGGCAUUCCACGUCUGGCCGGCUCUGCCACCCUGACCGUGAUCAUCGUGGACCUGAAUGACAAUCGGCCCAUGAUCCCAGUGCCUCGGGAGGUCCGAGUGCCAGAGGACACCAUGAUCGGCACCAUCAUCACCCAGGUGACGGGGAAUGAUGUAGAUACGGGGCCGGCCCUGUCCUACAUGCUGCAGCUGGAUGCAGACACCGAGGGCCUGUUUGGGAUCCACCGCUUUGGGGGCGGGGUGUCUCUGACCGGGGCCCUUGACUAUGAGAGCAGAUCCUGGUACAGCCUAACCAUCCACUCCUCUGACUCCAAACACCACAGCGAGGCUAACCUGACCGUGCUGGUGGAGGAUGUCAAUGAUAACAGACCAGUGUUUACCCAGGAGCUCUAUCAGGUUACAGUAUCUGAACAUCUCCCAGCGGAUAGUGUGGUCAUCACGGUAACAGCCACAGACAGAGACUCGGGAGACAAUGGAAGAGUUACCUAUAGGGUCGUGUCUUCAACCAGAGGAGCUUUUUACAUCGACCUCAACAAUGGCACUGUAUUUGUCAACCAAAAGACUGAGUUUGACUUUGAGAACCCCUCCAUCCUGGUGCUCGUUGAAGCUCGGGACCAUGGAAUACCCUCUCUCUCCUCCUUUGCUACCAUCCAAAUCCAAGUUUCCGAUAUCAAUGAUAAUGCCCCUAUCUUCCACCAAUCAGAGUACAGAGCCACCAUGUCUGAAGACAACCUCCCCGGCUCCACCAUCCUCACCUUGGAAGCCAUAGAUGGAGACCUGUCCCGGGACAACUGUGGGUUUGACUUUGCCAUCACUAGUGGCAACUCAGGAAACACCUUUCAGAUUGAAAGUAGUGUCCGAUUCCUGGAAGGCAAGGGGUUCCAGACGGUUGGAAGUAUCAUUUUGGUGGAAGAAUUGGACUUCGAAGCCAUACCUAAGUAUAACCUAACUGUGGUGGUGUCCGAUCGUGGAAUACCUCAACAGAGUUCGAGUGUGCCCAUCCUUAUCAGCAUUACCGAUGCUAAUGAUAACCCUCCUGCUUUCAGUCGGGCAGAGUAUAACAUCGUCCUCAGUGAAGGUGUAGCCACCGGGACAGAAAUCUUACAUUUAUCAGCCAGUGAUCCAGAUUCUGCCCCCAAUGGAGAAGUGCAGUACUCCAUCAGUUCAGGCAAUGAGAAUGAACUAUUUCAGGUGGACAUGUGGACUGGUGUGUUGAAACUUCGAAAGACUUUGAGCGGUGAAAGUCAAUCUUCUCAUGUGAUUGUAGUUCAAGCAACAGAUGGUCAGGGUCACUACGCCUUUGUCCCAGUAACCAUUGAGGUAAAGGAUAUCAACGAUAACCGCCCCUAUUUCCCGCUUAAGCAAGUUACUGCAAGCAUCAGGGAGAACCAACCCAAGAAUGCCUUAGUUACGAUUUUGCAUGCCAUUGAUCAUGACAGAGGGCUGUACGGACAGUUAAAAUACUUCAUGUUCGACAAUAGUAAAGACGGAAAGAACGCUUUUCUUAUCAAUCAAACCACAGGCGAAAUACGAACUCGCUCUAGUUUUGAUUACGAAAAGGUCAACUCUUUUAAUUUUGUUGUUGGUGCGAUGGACACUGGGAACUAUUCAGCAACAGUGACAGUUCAAGUUUAUGUGACUGGAAUGGAUGAGUAUGAUCCAGUUUUUACUUCUUCCGAGUUCUUGUUUGAAGUGCCUGAUGGGGCAAAAAAAGGACAGGUUAUCGGCAGAGUCCAAGCCAAAGAUGAGGAUGGGGGUGUAGACGGCAUCGUACUCUACUCCAUGCUAGACCCAUCUCCUUAUUUUGAAAUGAACAAGUCUAAUGGAGAGAUUUCACUAAAGAUGGACAGCUACAGCCGACCUGUUAGCCGUUCUAAAAGAGAGCUACGUCAAAUGACUCUAAAAGUUACAGCGCAUAGUCCCUUAGAGACAUCCCGAGUUGCAGUAGCCAAAGUCAGAGUCGACGUCACCCAUACCACUUUCGGCAUUCACACCGACAUGAAUACAGCGCUUCUUAGUGUAAUUGCAGUAUCACUUGGCACUAUAGUCAUUCUUAUACUAAUCGCUCUAGCUCUAUUUUUUGUCAAACUAAGAUGUCAAAGAAAGUACCACAAGGGUCACGGGCGGAAGUUGGGAUCGAGCACAAUGAUGCAUAAGUUUGAGGAGACCAAAUUUGCCACCAAUGAAAUUAUCUACCACCAAGCCCUCCCAGGAUAUACCUCUGAAAGUAGGAAUAAUAGUGGUCAUUUUACCCGUGGGGGAUCUUUGGACCCAUCCCACUCUAGCGGACGGGGGUCGGCAGAGGUGGAAGUAGCAGAGGAUGAUGAAAUCCGAAUGAUAAACGAAUAUCCGCGAGUUUCCAGUAUUUCAUCGUCCAUGCAAGAGCGGUUAUCGGCCAGAGGUCCUGAUUCCGGAAUCCAGCAAGAUGCGGACCAGUUAUCAGAUGUGUCCUGUGAGCCGUCCAUAGACACUAGCGGGUGGUUGAAGAAAAAAAAAGGCAGCUUAAAUGGGUCAAUAGUGUCAGGUUCCAUGUACAGGGAUGAUGCUAGUAGCUACAUUAGUGUUGGAAGAGGGCUUAACAUCUCCCACCCAAAGGACUAUACCUUCCCGGCGGACGGUAAGCCAGCGGUCGACGGAUCUCUCACAGCUAUCGUGGCAACCGACGAAGAGCUAAGAGGCAGCUACAACUGGGACUACCUUCUCAACUGGUGUCCACAGUUUCAACCACUAGCAAGUGUCUUUACCGAAAUUGCGCGAUUGAAGGACGAAACUACCCCGCAUCAUUCCCGUAGGCACUUCCUCCACAAGGCUAAGCUAACAGAGUCCAGAAUCGACCCACCACCUCUCAUAACCUCAGUGGCUCAUCCCGGGGCUAAAACUGUACCUCCAAAGCCUGCUAUUGGAAGGACUUACCCACACCUGGGGUCUUUUCGGAGGUCCCCCCUUAGUGACCAGGGAUCUAUCUCAUCACUUGCUAUGUCACCAAGCUUCUCGCCGUCCCUGUCUCCUCUGGCGGCGCAUUCUCCGGCCGUCACCCCGUUCAGUGUCUCACAAGGACCAUCCGCAUCGGUUAUAAGUGCAACCAACCACCAUCUUGAACACAGUGAGGAGGGGGACCUGAGGAUUUGAACAAACUUAACUUGUGCCCCGUAGUUGUUGCAUACGGAAGCCCUUUU